AUGGUAAUAGACAAUUCUCAAAUUCUGAAAGGAAGAAAAGUUUGGGAUAAGUUUCAAGUACCAAUAGAUUCCUUUCGUUUAGUAGCAAAAAAUAUUGAAACAUUUAGAUUUGCUGAAGGCUACCUAGAAUCAUCAAUCGUCAAGUCAACAAAAAAUUCAAUUUCUACAAAUUUAUAUUGA
Molecule: messenger RNA, 180 nt
Organism: Clunio marinus
Lineage: Eukaryota; Metazoa; Arthropoda; Insecta; Diptera; Chironomidae
Source: the annotation of a GenBank genome assembly